Messenger RNA from Trichogramma pretiosum, 7455 nucleotides. RefSeq lists its product as uncharacterized. The transcript has 22 exons. The record is from RefSeq and is a predicted model, not a curated record. Lineage: Eukaryota; Metazoa; Arthropoda; Insecta; Hymenoptera; Trichogrammatidae. The coding region runs from base 1 to 5277 and encodes 1758 amino acids. Gene Ontology annotation, molecular function: guanyl-nucleotide exchange factor activity.
AUGAAGUGCUUAGCAAUUUGCCUAAUUUUCGGUGCUUGCGUACUUGCGGCCUCUGCCGCACCAAAAAAUGAUAAAUUAAAAACGUUUGAAAAAUAUGUGCUCGAAUACAGCGAUAAUUUAGAAUUGAGCGAUGAAGAAACAGCUGCAUUCAUAAAAAAUGCAUACAAUGCGACCAAUUAUGUGACUGCAAGCGCAUUAGAUGACAUACUAAAAUUAUCAGAAGAGUUGGAUGAAGAAUUUGGAGAUGACGAUUCUGCUCAACCGAUUAUCUUUUAUAGCUACUCUAAUCAAAGAUUUGAGAGAGUUGAACCAGGAGGUAACGAGUACACCGUACCAAAGGGCUGGCCGCUAACCCUUGGCAAGCACGGCGUGGUACUGAGGCUCGGUGAAUUGGAAGCAUCUUCAUUGCGUCUCGGGGAAUGCUACCUCUGCGUGCGCAGCCCAGCUGCUGCCUCGAGCGAGCGCAAAGUCAAAGCCGCGGACUCAGCGGCAGAAGCGGCGAAUACUGCAACGACUGCAAUCAGCAGCAGCAGCAGUACUGCUGCCCUUACGAGCAACAAAGCAGCUACUGACCGCUCGGUCGCCGCCACUGCUGUUGACCCGAGCAAUACCGUCGAGAUAGCCCUGGUGUGGCGAGCCGCAGCUUCGUCGAUGCGCGCCCCGGGGAUGCUCGGAGGCUGGGAGGACGAGUACGCGGAGUGGCGCGAAUCGUCGUCGAGCGCCGCGGCACCGGCCAAACUGCCGCCACCUCCGCCCCUCGUCGUGAACGAGCAGACGAGCCGCUGCUGGCAGGCCGAGCAUCAUAAUCGCUGGUCGUCGUCGUCGGCCGCCUCGACCGCGACCUCGGCCAAUUCGAUAGGUAGCGGUAGUAGUAGUCACCAUCACCAGCAGCAGCAACAACAACAACAACAACGACACUAUCGCAGCCGUCACGAGAGCCGCUCGACCGAGCGCCACUGCAAUUACUCUUCGUACGCGCCGCGCACCUCGGACGUCGUGCUGUCGUCGUCGAGCAGCGUUGACGCCUGGGCCGAGGAGGCCAGAGCCGCCAGACAGAGACGCUCGACGAGCUCGAGCAGAUGCGGCAACGAUGCCAGAGACACGGCCGAUCUGUUCUCCUACAGCACGAACUCGUUCGACAAGAAGAACAAGCUGAAGCGAGGAACUCGAGUCGUGUCACCCGCGGCCAUGGAAAAGUGGAAAGAGACGUCUCGCUGCGAGACGCGCAGUCGCGUGCUGGCGCCGCAGGACUUGGCGACGCCCGGCUCGCUCGAGUCCGCGGCCGCCACUACGUCCUCCUCACCGGAGCGGCAGCAGCAGCCCGUGAGCAGCUUCCAGGAUCGCCAGCUCAACGGCGAUCACGCCAACAACCUCAGCAACAUCUGUCCGCCGGACGAGGUGGCGGAUCGCGAGCUGCCCUCCUACAUCGGCAAGCUGCUGGUGCAGGUCGAGCGCAAGAUCGAGCGCGUCUCCGUGGACGAUCUGACCUUUCCGUGUCUGGCCUGUCGCAACAUCGACACCGACGACCCGCUGCUGGGCUGCAAGUGCGCCGGCUGCGAGUGCGACCAGGACGCGGAGGCCGCCUGCGAGUGCAGCCACAACGGUAACGGCAUCGACGGGGCCGCGAACAAAGAGGAGCCCAGAUCGAGUUUCGAGGUGGCUGGCAUCAAGCACAUAGACAGCGACGACGAGGAGGAGGUUCGCAUGGGAUUCGGCACGAAGAAGAAAGUCGACGACGUCACGGCGCCCAAAACGAUACACGACGUUCCCGAAAAAGCUCUCAACUGCGGGCUCACAUUGCCUGGUUACACAGACAUCGAUGGCAGGCCAGUGGUGGCGUUCGACGGCGGCUCGACGCGUCGCGAGGUCGUGUCCUCGCGCGACAUGGCUUCCUUCUUCCUGUACCUGGCGCGUCUUCCAAGUGCGAACCCCGAGGAGGAUGAGUUCGCGAUGCUCGUCAAAGCGAAUUCCAAAGACGAGGUGGAAACUCUGGACCGAGCUCUGAAUCUCCUCAAGGACAAGGUGAAAAUUGCACACGCUUAUCUUCUGCGAAACGCUCCGGAAGGCAAAGCAUCCGACUUCUUCCCUCGCAGUAGUCUCAAGAUAAUCAGUGUGGAAAAUGAUACGCUCGACAAACACAUCCCUAGGCGAACGAGAGACUACAACCACGAGCAUUUCAUCGCUUAUUAUAAGGAUUACGAUACGGUGAUGACGGAAUGGCAGGCAGCCGGUCGAAGGCUGGCCCUGGAGAUGCUGGAGCUGAAGGAGUGCACGAGUCUGUCGGGAAGCCUGACGCCUCUAAAUCGGCUCCUCACGGAUCCGACAUUCAGGCGGACUGCCACGGACGCCGAGGAGGCCGUGCUGGCUCUGGAAGAGAGAGCUGCCCCUCUGACCAACAUCAUGUACAUCAGGAACUCGCUCGAGCGAGCGCGAAAUCUGCUGGAGGAGGUGGCCAACGCCGCCACGAGGCUCGAGUCGUCGUUCGAGUCGCGGCGCGCCACGAUACGCAAUCUCGCUGUAUUGAGAAGUAUCGAGGAUCAGGCCCGCGAGGUCAUAUCCUGGCUGUGCAAGAAAGGCUUGGACAUACUGUCGAAACACGAGCACCGCUCGGCGACCAGUCUACAGACGGCCAAACUUCAUGAGGGAGAGUUCGAAAAGUUUUACUUCACGUCGAUGAGACACCUAGACAAGGGCAGCGAUCUAGCCGAGGCCGCGUCGGCCUCCGGGCUGCGCGAGCUCGCGCGCUCCCUCAAGCAGCAUCUGCGAGGCUUCGGCGCCAGGCUCGAGGACCGUCGCGAGUACCUCGAGGACACGUCGCGAUGCUGCUUGCUGCAGGACAAGGCUUACGACUGGGCACAGGAAGCCAGGCAGUUAGCGGCGGGCGAGCGCAAGGCGCAGCAAUUCUUGGCGGCGAGACCGCCCCUGCCGGCCGAGCACUUCGCCGAGAUGAUGGCGCUCGCCGAGAAGCUGGGCAACGACGUGCUGCUGGAUCAGUGUAGAAUGGCCAGGACCAAGUGCGCCGAGGCCCUGGAGAUGACGAGGGGCUCCUCGGCCCCGGGCAGUCCGCAGCGCAGAAGGAGUCUGGCCCACUCGGACUCGGCCAACUCGUGGGACGAGGCUCUGGGAAAACAUGCUUCCUCGAGAGGAUUCAUCCUCAAGCACAUUCAUCUAGCUCAGCAUCUGUUGACGCACGAUAAAGUGCAGCACCGCGCGAGCAGCUGUAGUAGUUCGAGCGCUGAACAAGCAACUGAACAUCAGCAACAUCAUCAACAUCAUCAUCAACAUCAUCAACAACAACAACAACAACAACAACAACAACAACAUCAUCAUCAUCGACUACUGCAAACCGUUUCAGGCACCUCCUGGGACGACAGCGACGGCAACAGCAGCGGCGCCUCGUGCGCCGGCGCCAGCGAGAACAACUGCGGCGUCAAUCCCGGCGGAGCCAUGAUGAUGAUGAGCAGCAGCGGGGCCAGCAGCAGCCACUGCAGCAGCGGCGCGAGCGGCAGCAGCGGCAGCUCCAGCGGCGCCAGCGGCGGCGGACGCCUCGACAACAUCGCCGAGCUGAGAGAGAGCAGCGAGCAGCUGCUCGACUGCUCGCCGCCCCGCACCCCGCAGACCCGCUCGCCCCAGCAGCAGAGGCGCACCCUCAACAGGCCACCGGUCAAUUCGCAUCUGAAUCGGGCGCCGAGCAUCGCCCACGGCAUGAAAGCCAAAAAAACCAUCCUACUUAUAAUGAGGGAGAUGAUACAGACUGAGCGUGAUUACGUGAAAUCUCUCGAGUACAUAAUAGAGAACUACAUACCGGAACUGCUGCGCGAGGACAUUCCCCAGUCGCUGCGAGGCCAGAGAAACGUGAUCUUCGGCAACGUCGAGAAGAUCUACGAGUUCCACAGCCAGUACUUCCUGCGCGAGCUCGAGUCCUGCGAGCACUCGCCCAUGAUGGUCGGCCAGAGCUUCCUGCGCCACGAGAAGAAGUUCUACCUGUACGCGCUCUACAACAAGAACAAGCCCAACUCGGACUCGCUGAUGGCCGAGUACGGCACGACCUUCUUCAAGGCCAAGCAGCUCGAGCUCGGCGACAAGAUGGACCUGGCCUCGUAUCUGCUCAAGCCCGUGCAGCGUAUGGGCAAGUACGCGCUGCUGCUGCAGCAGCUAGUCAAGGCCGGCAUGGACCUGUCGGAGCAGCUGUCGGCCGGCAAGAGCAGCACCAACAGCGGCGGCGACGACGUCAAGGACGACAAGGACGACAUCGACAGCGUCAGGCCGAUGGUCGAGGGCGAGGCGGAUCUCAGGUCGGCCGAGCAGAUGGUGCGCUUCCAGCUCAGACACGGCAACGAUCUCUUGGCCAUGGACUCGUUGCGCGAUUGCGACGUCAACGUCAAGGAGCAAGGCAGAUUGCUGCGUCAAAACGAAUUUCUGGUGUGGCAGGGCAAGGGCAAAAAAUGCCUGCGCCAAGUCUUCCUCUUCGAGGAUCUGAUUCUGUUCAGCAAAGCUCGCAGAUUCCCCGAUCGCAAGAACCUCGACAUCUACAUCUACAAGCACAGCAUCAAGACGACGGACAUCGGACUGACGGCGGUGAUAGCCGACUCGCCGACAAAGUUCGAGAUCUGGUUCAGAAAGCGCAAACCGGGCGAUACGUACACGCUGCAGUGCGCCAGCGAGGACAUCAAGAAGGCCUGGACCGAAGAGCUCAGUAAUUUACUCUGGAAACAGGCGCUCAGAAACAGAGAAGUGCGCCUGGCCGAAAUGUCGAGCAUGGGCAUCGGUAACAAACCCUGCCUGGACAUCAGACCCAGCGCUGACCAGAUAAGCGAUCGAUCGAUCAGUGUCGCCCAGCUGUCCAAAACAGCUCCAAGAUUCCGUAACUCGAUAGCCGUGUCGAGCAGCGACGACUCGAGUAGAUGCAGUCGACGACCGCACAGCGUCAUAUCCGUGAGCUCGUCGUCGAGCAGCGGCGGCAGCAGCGGACCCCCGAACACGCUGAAUUUGGGCUUGGACACGAGCCCGAGGCUGCAUCAUCGUAGCACCACGCUCAAUAGUCAAUGUAGCGUUGAGAGCGGAAUUAUAGCUGAUAUUUCGAUUAUUUCCGACGACGGCGGCGACGGCGGUAGUACCGAGCGCAGCAGUCACUGGAAUUCCACCCUCGAGUCGCCGACGUCGCAUCUGCCGCCAACGGGCCACUCGACCCCGGCCCAGCUACAGUCACCCACGACAUCGUCGUCGCUCGCCUCGCCGACCUCGUCCGAAGCCUACGACGUGUCCGUGAAUCUCUGAAACGAGGCCCCCGAUUUUCCGGUCACGGAAUUAUAAUCAAUUUAAUAAUUAAUUAAUUAAUUAAGAUAGAGAGAGAGAGAAGAUAGCUCGAUCGGUUCGCUGGAAUAAUCUUGUGCAUUUGUGCCUGAUUUUCGUUAUAAGAAUUUUUUAUAUCGAAACAGAGAUUAGAAACGUUUCGAAAAAGCGUAAACGUUGCCAUAAUCGAUUUUUACUUCUUAUAGUCGGUUUCAAAGUAUCGGAGUGAUAUCUUGGAAUGUUUGUUUUUAAUUUUGUUUGUUUGUUUGUUUGUUUGUUUGUAUGCGAGAAUGGUACUAUUUUUAUGUGAUUUAGAAUGUUUUUAAAAUAAUAAUUUAUGCAUAUUUUACAAUUUAUAGUUUUUUAUGCUUUACUUGCGUGAACAUUGAUGUGUUCUAAAAAAACAAAACCAAUGUAAUGAAAGAAUACGUAAAAAUUAUAUACUUAUAUGUGCAUGAUUAUUUAUAACUUAAAAAAGCACUGCAUUUAAUUAUACGUAGCAUAAUUGAAAUUUUACGUAGGAACAGAAUAAUACAGUUUAAAGUAACAUUUGAGCGAACCGUCGAUCGAAACUUUUUCACGCGCUUUGAGUGAAAAGCACAAAAGUGACCAUUCCUCAAUUAUAACGCAGAGCUUUUGCUUUAGUCAUCUCGCAGCAAAAGUACAUGUCGUCACAGGGAACUUAUAGAAAAAUAACAUUUUCAUCCCUUAAAUCGUCAUUUUUCUGCUCAAGCUCGAUGCAAAAGUAUAUAGGUUCAAAUAUAAUGUGUGAAUAUUUUUUGCAUUUUUACUAUUGUCAUAUACAUAUUAAGAGUGUGUAUCUACACUGUAACAGUAUGUGAAUCAUCAUUUAUUAAGCAGACUCGUUAAACAUGCUUUUAAAUCCGCUGAUUCGUCGCUGCUAGUAAAAAUGAAAAUAAAAAUCAGGAUGAUCGCGCACAUUGGCAAAAAUAACCAUACACGUACCAUUCUUCUGUAAGAUAUUGUAAUAUACCGAAAGUUUUUAUACAAUUUAAUAAGUUAACAUAAUACAUGAAUGCGUUAGUCUUACUUUGUUUUCAAAUGAUAUAUGUCUAUAUCAAAAAUUAAUCUAUAAAAUUAUUAUUAUUCAUUACAAAUUACGUUAUAUAAAUUAUAGUUAUAAUUAUUAUUACGACUAAAAAAUCAUAACAUGAUUACUAUUAUAGAACAUAAAACAAUUAUAACGUAUUUCUUAACCUCAAGUCAUUUGUAAACAUCUUUUAUCGAAUGUAGUUUGUAAAAGGUAGCAUCCGUAACAUCCAACGCACGCCUUGGCCUGUUCACAAAGCCAAAUUUUGUAAUUUUAAACCUAAAACUUGUUGAAACAUUUAUGUUCAAUGUUAUAAUUUCUAAUUAGCGAGAGGCGCGUGUCACGUUUUUGACAAGCUUAUACAAAACAAAAAUAUGAAAGUCUUCAUAUAGAUAAUCAAAAAAAAAAUUGAGUAAGCUGAUCUUAAGACGGACCGUGCAGUACAUUAAACGAAUUGCGAAAAAUGUUUUUUCUUUAGUGAAAUAACUUUUUUUCACCUUUUAAUCGAUAGAUAUUCAUUAAAACAAAAAAGUAAAAAAAACAUUACACGAACUAAUGUCUUUCGAUUUAUUUCUCGAGAUAAUUCCUGCGCUCGAUCGGCAUUAACACGAGAUAUAGUCAGAAACCGAAAAGUGUAAGGUUUUACGCAGGUUUCUCGAGUCCUUUCAAUCAAACUAUUUUUCUAAUUCCAAUUUUUCGCUACUAAAGUGAAAGUACGAGUGUAUAAUGCUGAAUAAAGAUCGAUCGUACGUAUGAAUGUAUCUACCAGAAAUUGCAAAGGAAGAAAAAAAGUCCUUACUAAUUUGAUUACUCUUUAAGAGACGAGAGAAUCGUUUCUAACGAUUGACUAAACUUAAUAACGAGUAAAAACGGUCCAGCCAGAUAUCGACAGUUAUAUCUUUGUGGGAUGGUGACCGAUAAAUUAUAAUUUUGCGAAAAAAAUUGUAUAUUAUUUACAUGUGUAACGAAAUAACUUUAUGAGUUGAACUGAAUUUUAAUCUUCGUCUCGCCCUUCAUUUAACUUGCAAUGAAAAAAUAAUCAUCUUCAUCUCAGUAAUUUCAGAUUUGAACUCGAAAAAAAUUACUUCCAUUCUAUACUCAAUCUAAUAAGU